This is a messenger RNA of Daldinia vernicosa, 1662 nucleotides long. RefSeq lists its product as uncharacterized. The transcript has 3 exons. The record is from RefSeq and is a predicted model, not a curated record. The coding region runs from base 123 to 1505 and encodes 460 amino acids. Lineage: Eukaryota; Fungi; Ascomycota; Sordariomycetes; Xylariales; Hypoxylaceae.
CCAUAAAGGUAUUAUGCAUCUCAUGACCUCUUGUUUUCUUUGCUGCUCUCUUAUUAGCUCUCUUAUUUCCUACCAACCGCUGGCCGUUUUUUUCUUCCUAUUCAGCGAGGCAUGAAGUCAUCAUGAAAGCCUUAGGUGGGAUGCUUGCUGAAGCUUAUACAUCAUGGUCUUUUUCUAUUUCUGAAUGUUGUUCAUCCUUUACUUCUUCUUCUCACUCCGAUGAGAAGCCUCGUCAACCUGCUGUUUCCGAUUCAUUCGGUAUUAUUUAUCAAGAACCUUCAUUUGCUCUGCCUCCUUCCGCAGAGUCGUCUAGGCCAGGCACAGGGACAUCCAGUUUGGAGCGGGCUCCCAGGAAGAGACACGGUUCUGGACGGAGCAGCUCUGCGAGAAAGCUACUGCUCAGACCGAGUUCAUCGUCAUCGCGCAGGCCGCAAAUAUCAGCUCCUACCAACUUCCGCCAUGUCUAUUCGGAGUCAUUCCGCUUCCCGGACCAUGGUCUCACACAAGUAAGACCACAGCCGGCUUCUUUUCGUCCUCUUGAGCUCAGUAUAUAUAUGUCUGAUAAGAGACUUUCGCCAAUCCUUCCUCUCUUUGACUCCCCCCUACCCCCGGUCACGCCGCCUGAGCGUGUUUUUACUCUCUCAAGCCGUAGUGAAGACAGCCCGCAUAUUCCGCAUUCCCGCAGCUAUUCAUCUAUGUCGUUUCAUGUCCCCCGGAGGCCAGUUAAUGAUGGGUCUGUGUUUGACUCUCCGCAGUCAGACAUCAGCACGCCCCAGCGACCCCAACCUGCUAGACUUAGAAAUCGCACGUCGCCGGCAUCAUCAAGUCCUAUGAUGGAGGAUCUUGUUGAAAGGGUUGCGACUGCUAUGUUAGAACGGGAUAAGCUACAGGAGCAGAUUGACGAUAUAAUUGAGAGGCAGACCAUCUACGUCAGCAGCCGGCCGUCAACUGCUCAUGGACAAGCUGAAAUGGUGCCCAUGCCAGACAUCCCAGCACUUCCUCCAAAUGCUCCUUCAUUCAGUGAACGUCUUAGUUCUGACCGCCCGCACACUGCGCCAUCCCAGACCUCGGCGCGCACCUCAUAUAAGGCUAACUCAUCACGCAAGGUGGAGAACAGGAUUCUUCCCCCACCAUUGCCGCUUAGACUUAGACCACCUCUACGAAAGAAGAAAUCCUUUUCGCGGGUUUCUACCUGGCUGUUCCCUGGCGGAGAGCCCAACCGGGAUAUCAGUCUCGACUCCCUCAGCAAUGGCCCAAGACCAAUAACUGGCACAGACGGAUCUUAUCAGAUGGAUGAUCUCGAAGAGAAUCGAAGGUGCAGCGUCGAUACCCUAUCGACAAACUCAGACUGGACCAUUGAAGAAGAGCAGACUCUACCUACAAGCUUGUCGCCUAGUAGUACGACAACCCUUAGGGCAAAGUUGGAGCCUCCGAUGGCGAUCGUAUCUGGACUACGACACCCGAUGGCCUUCCAACAACGACAGAGUGUUGGUGUUGCUGUCUAAUUUCUAUUCUUCUAUGUUAUAGCAUUUUAUGAUACCAAGCGGUACUAAGGGACCGUGCAUUUAUUCAUUUCAUGCCAGAAUGGGGCAUGGUAUUAAGCGGGACAUAUAUAGAUUUGGAAGGAAAAAUCAGCAUCUAAAGCAGGUUCUAGCCAUGAUG